AUGGAGCAGCAGCAACAGCAACCCCCGCAGCAGCCGCAACAGCAGCAGCAGCAACAAUCGCAGCAAUCGCAGCCUCAACAGCAUGCUUCUCAGCAGCAGCCCCAGGUUGGCGGCGUCCCUGGGCCUGCUGGACGCAGACUUCAUAUUGCCCAUCGCCGAAGCCCUUCUGAGCUGACGCCACUGAUGAGCAUGUUUGCUAACCCUGGAAUGGAGCAGCUUGCCAUUCAGCAGCAGAUCGAGUUGUUGCAACAGCAGCAGCAGCAGAUUCAAGCUACGCAUCAGCAAUAUGUCAACAUGGGGAUGAUGCCUCCAGGACAGCCUAUCGGUCCUGGCGGUGCGUUCAAUCCUUUGCAGCCAAUGCCUAAUAUGUCGCAGGCUGCUUUCCAGUUCCCCAACCAAGUGCCUCAGCAGAACAUUGCCCCCCCUACCCAGCCACUAUCACAUCGCCGUAAUCAGUCGGCACUUCCCAACAUGGGCAUGGGACCUCCUCCCGCGCCCUCCUCUGGAGCUUCUGGAAACGCCCCCUUCGGCAGCUUUGAAGCCCCUCAAGCCCAAGCCCAAGGACGAGAGAACUCCGGAAGCCGAGGCGGUCGUGGUGGACCCCCUGGCGGAGGUCAUCAGAGAAGGCACUCUCUCGCUCUUGCCGACGCCAAGAAGGCCGCCGAACUCGCCCAGCAGAAGCGAACGACUACCGGCUUUUCGUUCCCUGCCUCUCCUGCCCCUGAUGACGAGAACAAGCCUGCUUCUCAGUCUACUCUCGAUGUUCCCGUCGCCCAAGGAUCAGGCCGCGGAGGACGUGGGGGUCAUGGCCGCAGCCAGAGCAUGGCCGUCAAUGGCCGAGGCGGCGGCCGUGGUGGUGGAUUGAACGCCGAGAGCAGCGAGUUCCAGCGCCGCGGUAGCGGUCACGCUCGUACCGGAUCCCGUAACUUCGAAGGAAACUGGCGUACUCAAGGCCAGGGUCAGGACCAGCCUGGCAACGCUGGCCAGAACCAAGGUUUCCAACCUGGCCAUCGACCUCGUGGAUCCAUGAACCAAUCCGUCUCCGGAGUAGGAGGUUUCCAGUACAACCCUAACCAGCCCCAGGUCAUGCAGAUGCCAAACCAGAUGAUGAUGCCUCAGAUGUACGGUCAGCAGCUUAACCCCAUGCAGCUGAACCAGCUGCAGGCUUUGCAAGCCGCUCAGAUGAACGGCCAGCAAUUUGUCGGUCUCCAGGGCUCCCAGCAUGCUGGUCAACUCGGCGGUCAGCAGCAGCAACAGCAGCGCAAGACCCUGUUCACCCCCUACCUCCCCCAGGCUUCUCUUCCAGCUCUCUUGGGUGAUGGCCAGCUCGUUUCUGGUAUCCUCCGUGUUAACAAGAAGAACCGUAGCGAUGCUUAUGUUACCACUCAGGAUGGCCUUCUUGAUGCUGAUAUCUUCAUUUGCGGUAGCAAGGACCGAAACCGUGCGCUUGAGGGUGAUCUUGUCGCCGUUGAGCUUCUAGAUGUUGAUGAAGUCUGGGGCCAGAAGCGCGAGAAAGAAGAGAAGAAGAAGCGCAAGGACAUCACUGACACCCGAUCUGGAUCCACCAACCAGGGCAACCAGAACUCUGGUAACAACAACGAGGGUAACCCCCCUGAGGGUGGCAUUCGCCGUCGUGGCAGUCUGCGCCAGCGACCCACCCAAAAGAAGAACGACGACGUCGAAGUCGAAGGCCAGAGCCUCCUCCUUGUCGAGGAGGAGGAAAUUAAUGACGAGCAGAAGCCUCUGUACGCUGGUCACGUCGUUGCGGUUGUUGAGCGUGUUGCCGGUCAAAUGUUCUCCGGUACCCUUGGGCUGCUUCGUCCCAGCAGUCAAGCCACCAAGGAAAAGCAGGAGGCCGAGAGGGCUGCCCGUGAGGGUAACAACUCCCGUCACCCCGAGCCUCGACAACAGGAGAAGCCAAAGAUUGUUUGGUUCAAGCCCACGGAUAAGCGUGUACCCCUCAUCGCUAUCCCCACUGAGCAGGCCCCCCGCGAUUUCGUCGAGAAGCACCAAGACUACGCGGACCGAAUCUUUGUGGCUUGCAUAAAGCGCUGGCCUAUUACUUCCCUCCACCCCUUCGGAACUCUCGUCGAGCAGCUUGGACGCAUGGGCGAUCUCAAGGUUGAGACUGACGCUCUCCUUCGUGACAACAACUUUGCUUCAGACGAGUUUUCUGAUGCUGUUCUUCGCAGCGUUGGUCUCCAGGAUUGGUCUCUCGAAAAAGAAGAUGAGGCUGCUAUUGCCGAGCGUCGCGACUACCGCGAGGAGAAGGCCUUCACAAUCGACUACAACGGAGGUGCUGAACUCGGCAAUGCUAUCCAUGUCAAGUCUCGCCCUGAUGGCAAGAUAGAGAUCGGUGUCCACGUUGCAGACAUUGCUCACUUCGUCAAGCCCAACUCUCUUGUCGACCGUGAGGCCAAGAAGCGAGGCACCUCAGUUCAGCUCAAGAACCGUUUCUGUGCUUUGUUGCCUCCCAAGCUGUCCACUGACAUCUGCUCUUUGACCCCCGAUCAGGAUCGCCUCGCUGUGUCUGUUGUUUUCAACGUAAACCCCCACACAGGAUCUGUUGCCGAAGGUGACGCCUGGGUUGGUCGUUCAAUUGUCAAGAGUGCUGGCAAGGUUUCCCUCAACGAAAUUAACGAGGCUCUCACCAACCCCUCUGAGUACAAGAACUCGGCUGUUCCUGUUAACAGCAUUCAGAUUCUUAACGCUGUUUCACAGAAGUUCCGGGAAACUCGCCUGGGUGCUGGUGGCGAGCCGAUUGCCCCUCUCAGGCUGUUCCAGCAGCUUGACGACGAGAAUGAUCCAGUCCAGGACAACCUCUUUGACUCCACCCAGGCUCUCGAGCUUGUUGAAGAGUUGGUUCACAAGGCCAAUGCUCAUGUGGCACAACGACUUGUUGAGGGACUUCCCGAGAAGGCUUUCCUCCGUCGCCAGUCCGCCCCUAACCCUCGUCGCCUUCAGACCUUUGUCGAGCGUAUGACAGCUUUGGGUUACGAUAUCGACUCGUCUGGCAGCGGAGCUCUCCAAAACAGCCUCUUUAAGGUCGAUGACCCUGAUCUGCGCAAGGGCAUGGAGACACUCGUCGUCAAAUCUAUGCAGAGGGCCAAGUACUUCAUCUCAGGAAAGACCAACAAGCAAUUGUGGCCUAACUAUGCUCUCAACCUGCCUCUUUACACUCACUUCACCAGUCCUACUCGUCGUUACGCCGACAUAAUUGUUCAUCGUCAAUUGGAGGCUGUUCUCUCCGAGGGCAAGAUUGAGUUCACUGACGACUUGGAAAACCUUGUCAAGACUGCCGAGUCCUGCAACACUAAGAAGGACUCGGCUCAAAAUGCUCAAGAGCAGAGCGUUCACAUCGAAUCUUGCCGAACAAUGGACAAGAAGCGACAGGAAGCUAACGGUGAUCUCAUCGCCGAGGGUAUUGUCCUGUGCGUGUACGAGUCAGCCUUUGAUGUCCUCAUUCCUGAGUGGGGAUUCGAGAAGCGAGUCCACUGCGAUCAGCUGCCUUUGAAGAAGGCUGAGUUCCGUAAGGAGAAGCGAGUCCUCGAGCUCUACUGGGAGAAGGGUGUUCCCAGCUCCGCCUUUGUACCCGAAGAUGAGCGACCCAAGGCGGCAGCUUCCAUUCGACACUCGAAUGCUAUGGCUGCCCAGCGUCAGGCUGAAGAGGCCGAACGCGCCCGAAAGGAGCGUGAAGAGGCUACCCGUAAGCAAACUGAGACAGGCACCAUCUCUACUGAUGAUGUCGAUGCCCUGUUCGACGACGAUGACGACAACCAAUCAGACGUGACCGAGGCUAUGGCCGGAGCUUCACUGGCUGAACGUCCGACCCAGAGUGUUCCCGGUUCCCCAACUCGAUCCACAUCCAACGCUGGCAACCUGCACCGCACUCGCUCUGACUCCAAGGUUCCCGUGACAGAGGCUGUUGAGACUCGCCUCACCAACAAGGAGAAGUACCUCAACCUGUUCUCGCUCCGCGAAGAGGGCGGCGACUACAUCCAGGAUGUGACGGAGAUGACGAGAGUGCCGGUCAUUCUGAAGACUGAUCUUACCAAGAGCCCACCUUGCCUGACAAUCCGAUCCCUGAACCCUUACGCUCUGUAG
Messenger RNA from Fusarium coffeatum, 4104 nucleotides. RefSeq lists its product as uncharacterized. The record is from RefSeq and is a predicted model, not a curated record. Gene Ontology annotation, cellular component: exosome (RNase complex); P-body. Gene Ontology annotation, biological process: mRNA catabolic process. Bases 1 to 4104 code for a protein of 1367 amino acids. The transcript has 3 exons. Gene Ontology annotation, molecular function: RNA binding; 3'-5'-RNA exonuclease activity. Lineage: Eukaryota; Fungi; Ascomycota; Sordariomycetes; Hypocreales; Nectriaceae.